This is a messenger RNA of Staurois parvus, 235 nucleotides long. NCBI's taxonomy places the organism in Eukaryota, Metazoa, Chordata, Amphibia, Anura, Ranidae. The record is from the annotation of a GenBank genome assembly.
GGGACACAGAACCGUUACUUAGGGCCACAGAAACGUUACUUAGGGCCACAGAAUUGUUACUUAGGGACAGACACAGAAUUGAUUACUGAGGGACACAGAUUUGUUACUGAGGGGACACAGAAUUGUUACUCAGGGGAAAACACAGAAAAUUUUUACUCAGGGACAGACAAAAGAAUUGUUACUCAGGGGCAAAACCAGAAUUUUUUACUGGGGACCAGAAUUGUUUUCUGAGGGA